Messenger RNA from Laetiporus sulphureus 93-53, 483 nucleotides. Its product is annotated as 60S ribosomal protein L21. The transcript is spliced from 4 exons. NCBI's taxonomy places the organism in Eukaryota, Fungi, Basidiomycota, Agaricomycetes, Polyporales, Laetiporaceae. Bases 1 to 483 code for a protein of 160 amino acids. Gene Ontology annotation, molecular function: structural constituent of ribosome. The record is from RefSeq and is a predicted model, not a curated record. Gene Ontology annotation, biological process: translation. Gene Ontology annotation, cellular component: cytosolic large ribosomal subunit; ribosome.
AUGCCGCACUCCUACGGUUACCGGGCGCGUACGCGUGGCAUGUUCAAGCGGGGCUUCAAGGAGCAUGGCCCCAUCAAAUUGUCAACGUAUCUCAUCACCUACCGGGUAGGAGACAUCGUCGACAUUAAAGCAAAUGCGGCCCAGCAGAAGGGUAUGCCGCACAAAUACUACCACGGGCGGACUGGUAUUGUGUACAAUGUCACACCAAACGCAGUCGGCGUCAUUGUUCACAAAGUCGUUGGCAACCGUUACAUUGAGAAGCGCGUGAAUAUCCGCGUUGAGCACAUCAGACACUCUAAGUGCAGGCAAGAGUUCUUGGACCGCGUCAAGCGUAACCACGAAGCGCACAUGAAGGCCAAGGAAACGGGCGAACGGGUGAAUCUCAGACGCAUCCCCGCACAGCCUCGUACUGCGCACGUUGUCUCGACAAAGGACAACGCACCGCAGACGAUGGCCCCUGUUCGCUACGAGACGACGAUUUAA